AUGGCUGGAAUGGCAUGGACCUUGCACCCUGCGCGCUUCUACGAGAAGUACGGUACGGUGCUGGUCCAGCUCUGGGAUUCGGGCGCCAUGAGCACCCUCUUCCGGCCAGUGAGACGUCUCUCCAAAACCAUCGGCGACGCCCUCGCCACUCGCCGUCGCCGCUCGAGCACCUCCGAACCGGACGUCCCGGAGGGAGAGACAUCGGCGCUGCAACUGACGGAGGAGACCGUCCCCACCAUCGACGAGGCACAGGGCAGGGCGUACUUCGUGCCGGGCGACACUUCCUCUUCUCCCAGCUCGUCCGAGGAGAAUGAACUGGCCUUCCAGGGUGACGUGUACACGCAGAUGCGGCGAAGCCGGCGGCAGACCGCACGCACCAAGAAGAUACGCGAAGCCCGCAAGCAGUUUCUCGAAGGCACCAGCAGUCGCAGGUCUGCCAAGCAUCGUCGCAGCCGCCGGCGGCCGUCUCUUCUCAUGUCCCCGAGUGUGCGCCAGACGCUCCGUGGUACCGGCACGCCGCUGACUGAAAUGGAAGAGUCCGGGAAGCCUCGAGUAAUCAUAAUGGAUGCUGCGAGCUCUCCUACUCCUGCAAGCGGGGAGCUCUCUCCAGAGAUCAGCGAAGGCGCCAAAGAGGGUGCCGCUGACGACGGUGCAGGUCGCGCGCCGGCUAUAGGCCCAGCCAAACUUAUGGGCGACAACGACAGCCUCCGCAGGUUCAGGGCGAUCCAUGGCCGCAAGAAGGUGAGCCGUUCGCCGCCACCAUGCGUCACGAGUGAUUUGUCCAACUCAGUGACUGACCUCGACCGAGGUGUCGCUAGUGGCCACGCGAUCGUUCCCCAAGAGCUUCUACUAGACAACGACAGCGUCUAUAAGUUCAGGGCCAUACGCGGCCGCAUGAAAAUCGCUAGUCCUUCGCUUUCGGAAGACAGCAGCCUUCAGCCGGAACCGAUGGGGGACCUUCACCGAGGCGGCAAGCCUGCCCAGACAAUCACCCCCGACGAGCUUCUGGCGGACAACGACAGUCUUUGGAAGUCUAGGGCCACUCACGCAGAGAAGGCAAGGUCCUCUCAAUCACCUAGCGCCAGUUCUCAGUUGGAGUCGCAGACGGAGUUUCAGCCUGCACAUAUCCAGUUGGCCGCUAGAUCGGUAGUAGAUGGCCCAAUAUCUGAUUCUCAGGAUAUCACUGCAAUGGAAGGUAGAACUACGAAAUCAGCCGUCGGAAAGACGCAAGCCAGGUUGUUACACGAGGCAUCAAAUCUGGACAGCUCCAAAGACAGCAGCGCACUUUCGAAGCAGAUCUCGCCACCUGACACAGAUAUCCAGAACUCCUCGUCACGACAAAAUAAAGUACCCGCCUCGCUCCUGACCGCAUCAAAAAAGAAAAUAGCAGAAGCAAAUGGCGAUUCGGGACAACUCAAGAAGGCCAGUCAAACUUUGAAAGGGAAGAAGUCAAAGCGUUCUCAUGACACACAAAAGCCUUUGGAGUACACGAGUGGCCUAGACGCCACUGGAGUAGGAACACCUGCUGCCAGAAGCGGAGAAACGACUAGGAAAAACAGCGCGCUGUCGACCGAAUGUCUGUCAGGUGGGGCCAGGACGCAGAUAGAAAGUCAAGACGUGGAGGCUAAGCGUCGUCCAAUAGUUGUCGAAACUAGAGCCACGAUCAAAGAAGCCUCCGAAAAGGACUCUGCUUUGCCAUUCGCUGAAAGAUCCGCGGAGGUACAACGCGCUCCUGGCAACGUGCACGCAUCGGCGAGUGGAACUUUUGGAAUGCACCCAGAAUCUGAAGGGCCCAAUCAAGAUGUCACGGUUCACACUGAGAGUCAAGAAAUAUGGAAAAGUUUCGAACCGCCACAACGCGCCAAGACGGGGAUAACUAUGUCGGUUUCCGAGGAAGACCAAAAAAACAGGCCAACAGAAGCCGCUACGCCAUCAGUAUCGGCAAUUUCCGCCGACUCCACCAUCUACGAGAGCGACGACUUGGGGCAAGCCACCUCAAGCGACGAGACUGUAGGAAAGCCCCGAAAGAAGACCCACUCCGUGAAAUGGGGAAUUCGCAACGUAAAGCGACACAAGAAGCGGCAUAAAAGGCGCCCUCCAGUGUCAUUCACUUUAGAGAACACGUCGCAGGCGUUGAGCACGCCGAGACGAUCGGUGCUGGACAGCACUACUACCGAAGGUUCCGGGCGGAGUCCGUCACUAGCGAUCUUGGCAUCACAGGCUGCAGGGACAUCGGGUCGUCAUGGCCGGCGUCACAGUGGCAGGCGCAGUUCUAAAGGGCAGACCAAGGAAGACGCCGAGAUCCGGUUCCGCAAAGCAAAAAAGCACUCGGACAAGAAAGCGAGGGCCAAGCCGGUCGUGACGGUUCCUGGUACUGGCGCGGAUGCCGUUUCGCCGGAGACAAAACAGGAGGUGUCCAGAACGGCGAGCAGCCCGGCUUUUAAAUCCACAAGUACGACGCUCGCUUCCGGGGUAGUCUCCGAGACGGCGAGCAGAGAUUCCGUCAGAGAGGUGCAGGUGGGCAGCGGCCAGACUACAGUGCCGAGCCGUUGUUCUGAGCCCUCGGUAUCUGCGACCACCGUUGCGCCUGUCUUGGCAACCGCUGGUCCUUCGAGCCGAGCGCAACCACAGCAGGACGCAGCAAAGCUACAAGGAAAGGACCCGACGCGGCGGCGUGACGAUCCGAGCCGUGACAACAAUGGGCCCACUUUCUGGCCAUUUAGUCCUAAUCCUUCGACGAAGAAAUAA
Dermacentor andersoni is the source of this 2748-nucleotide messenger RNA. Lineage: Eukaryota; Metazoa; Arthropoda; Arachnida; Ixodida; Ixodidae. The record is from RefSeq and is a predicted model, not a curated record.